Messenger RNA from Corvus hawaiiensis (hawaiian crow), 9572 nucleotides. RefSeq names its product MIB E3 ubiquitin protein ligase 1 (gene MIB1). Bases 290 to 3310 code for a protein of 1006 amino acids. The transcript has 21 exons. Gene Ontology annotation, biological process: protein ubiquitination. Gene Ontology annotation, cellular component: cytoplasm. The record is from RefSeq and is a predicted model, not a curated record. NCBI's taxonomy places the organism in Eukaryota, Metazoa, Chordata, Aves, Passeriformes, Corvidae. Gene Ontology annotation, molecular function: zinc ion binding; protein binding; ubiquitin-protein transferase activity.
CCUGGAGCCGCCGCCGUCGCGGCCGCAGGUCCCGGAUGUAGCAGCGGGAGCGGGGCUGGCGGUGGGAGGCACCGCUGGGGCCGCGGAAUGGGCGCGUAGCGAGCGAGCGAGGAAGGAAGGGAGGAAGGGAGGGAGCGAGCGAGCGAGCGAGGGAGGGAGGUAAGGAGGAGAAGAAGAGCCGGACGGAGAUUCCCGCCCGGCGCCCGAGGCAGCCGCCCCCAUCGAGGUCUCUCUCCGCCGCCUGCGGGCUGCGCGCCCCCUCCAUCCGCCUCAGGGCGCCGCCGCCGGGAUGAGCAGCUCGCGGAACAACCGGGUGAUGGUGGAAGGAGUCGGGGCCCGGGUGGUCCGCGGCCCGGACUGGAAGUGGGGGAAGCAGGAUGGCGGCGAGGGCCAUGUGGGUACCGUACGCAGCUUCGAGAGCCCCGAGGAGGUGGUCGUGGUGUGGGACAACGGCACCGCCGCCAACUACCGCUGCUCCGGGGCCUACGACCUCCGCAUCCUCGACAGCGCGCCCACCGGUAUCAAGCAUGAUGGGACUAUGUGUGAUACUUGUCGACAGCAGCCUAUCAUUGGCAUCCGAUGGAAAUGUGCUGAAUGCACGAAUUAUGACUUGUGCACAGUUUGCUAUCACGGGGACAAACAUCACUUGAGGCAUCGUUUUUACAGAAUUACUACACCAGGAAGUGAAAGGGUAUUGUUGGAGUCUCGACGUAAAUCAAAGAAAAUUACAGCAAGAGGAAUCUUUGCAGGUGCCAGGGUGGUGCGAGGAGUUGACUGGCAAUGGGAAGAUCAAGAUGGUGGCAAUGGGCGUAGAGGAAAGGUGACUGAAAUCCAAGAUUGGAGUGCGUCGAGUCCACAUAGUGCAGCAUAUGUUCUUUGGGACAAUGGUGCUAAAAACCUUUACAGAGUUGGCUUUGAGGGCAUGUCUGACCUGAAAUGUGUUCAAGAUGCAAAAGGAGGCUCUUUCUACAGAGACCAUUGUCCUGUGCUAGGUGAGCAAAAUGGUAACAGAAACCCUGGUGGACUGCAAAUAGGUGACCUUGUAAACAUUGACCUCGACUUGGAAAUUGUGCAAUCUUUGCAGCAUGGCCAUGGAGGAUGGACUGAUGGCAUGUUUGAAACUUUAACAACAACCGGAACAGUUUGUGGCAUCGAUGAGGACCAUGACAUUGUAGUACAAUAUCCAAGUGGCAACAGGUGGACAUUUAAUCCAGCUGUUCUCACCAAGGCCAACGUUGUCCGAAGUGGAGAUGCUGCUCAAGGUGCAGAAGGAGGUACCUCUCAAUUCCAAGUGGGUGACCUUGUUCAAGUAUGUUACGACCUGGAGCGAAUCAAGCUUCUCCAGAGAGGCCAUGGAGAGUGGGCUGAGGCAAUGCUUCCAACUUUAGGUAAAGUUGGUCGGGUUCAGCAGAUCUAUUCAGACAGUGACUUAAAGGUAGAGGUUUGUGGGACAUCUUGGACCUAUAAUCCAGCAGCUGUCUCAAAGGUGGCAUCAGCAGGAUCUGCUAUAAGUAAUGCAUCUGGUGAGAGAUUGUCCCAGCUAUUGAAAAAAUUAUUUGAAACCCAAGAAUCUGGAGAUCUCAAUGAAGAGUUGGUUAAAGCUGCUGCCAAUGGAGACGUUGCUAAAGUGGAAGACUUGCUAAAGAGGCCAGAUGUAGAUGUGAAUGGGCAAUGUGCUGGACACACAGCUAUGCAAGCUGCAAGCCAGAAUGGCCAUGUCGACAUUUUGAAGUUGCUUCUGAAACAGAACGUGGAUGUAGAAGCAGAGGACAAGGAUGGAGACAGGGCUGUCCAUCAUGCAGCGUUUGGUGACGAGGGCGCUGUGAUCGAGGUUUUGCACCGAGGCAGCGCAGAUUUGAACGCUCGCAACAAGCGCAGGCAGACUCCACUCCAUAUUGCGGUCAACAAAGGUCACCUGCAGGUUGUCAAGACUUUACUGGACUUUGGCUGCCAUCCCAGUCUCCAGGAUUCUGAAGGAGACACUCCACUUCAUGAUGCAAUAAGUAAAAAGCGUGAUGAUAUCCUUGCUGUACUGUUAGAAGCUGGAGCAGAUGUUACUAUCACCAACAACAAUGGGUUUAAUGCUCUUCACCACGCUGCACUGAGAGGAAACCCUAGUGCAAUGCGUGUGUUGUUGUCCAAGUUACCACGACCGUGGAUUGUUGACGAGAAAAAGGAUGAUGGUUACACUGCCUUACAUCUGGCAGCUCUCAAUAAUCAUGUGGAAGUGGCUGAACUUUUGGUGCAUCAGGGCAAUGCUAACCUGGAUAUCCAGAAUGUUAACCAGCAAACUGCUCUGCAUCUUGCUGUUGAACGACAGCAUACACAAAUUGUUAGGCUCCUAGUCCGUGCAGGUGCUAAAUUGGAUAUUCAGGAUAAAGAUGGGGAUACUCCCCUGCAUGAAGCCCUGAGACACCACACCCUGUCACAGCUCCGCCAGCUCCAAGACAUGCAAGAUGUGGGCAAGGUAGAUACUGCUUGGGAGCCAUCAAAGAACACAUUAAUAAUGGGACUUGGCACUCAAGGAGCAGAGAAGAAGAGUGCUGCAUCUAUUGCCUGCUUCCUGGCAGCCAACGGGGCUGACCUUGGCAUUCGUAACAAGAAGGGUCAGUCCCCUCUCGACCUCUGCCCUGAUCCGAGUCUCUGCAAAGCCUUGGCUAAAUGUCACAAAGAAAAAGUCAGUGGCCAGGUUGGUUCCCGAAGUCCGUCUAUGAUCAACAAUGAUUCUGAAACCUUAGAAGAGUGUAUGGUGUGCUCAGACAUGAAGAGAGAUACUCUGUUUGGCCCUUGUGGCCACAUUGCCACGUGUUCUUUGUGCUCACCCCGGGUGAAAAAAUGCCUCAUCUGUAAAGAACAAGUUCAGUCUCGGACAAAGAUUGAAGAAUGCGUAGUGUGUUCAGACAAAAAGGCAGCAGUGCUCUUCCAGCCUUGUGGUCAUAUGUGUGCCUGUGAGAAUUGUGCAAGCUUGAUGAAGAAAUGUGUACAGUGUCGGGCAGUGGUUGAGCGAAGAGUGCCUUUCAUAAUGUGCUGCGGAGGGAAAGGUACAGAAGAUACCAGUGAUGAUAUUUCAAGUGGAAACAUUCCAGUUUUGCAGAAAGACAAAGACAACACUAAUGUCAAUGCAGAUGUACAGAAGCUGCAGCAACAGUUGCAAGACAUCAAGGAACAGACUAUGUGUCCUGUCUGUCUGGACCGCCUGAAGAACAUGAUCUUUCUGUGUGGCCAUGGAACGUGUCAGCUUUGUGGAGACCGAAUGAGCGAGUGCCCCAUAUGCCGCAAGGCAAUCGAACGGAGGAUCCUUUUGUAUUAAACAGGGCCAGUGUCUUUUACUAGGUUGUGCAAGAGUAAGGACAUGUUGAUGGAUUAAAUCUCUGUAAGUUUGAAAGGCAGUAAAGGGUUCUAAUGGAAACAUUUCUAAUACUGUAGCACAGGUUCAUUACAUAGUAAUUGUUUAAAGACUCUGAAUGCACCAAAUAAAAGAAACAGUAUUUGAACAGUCAGCUUGUAGCUUUACUCUUAAAAAACAUCUAAGCCUACUGCUAAUUUAAAGCAGUCUUUUUUUCAUUUUCUUUCUGUCUUCUUCUUCCCCUUAAAGUUUAAAGGGACAAUCUUAUUUUGGUUUUGUUCAUGUGUAUCAUGUAUGUAUCAGAUGUCAAGUGAUGUGAGGGAAUUUUUUUUUAUAUUGUCAGUUACUACCAAACAUAAAUAUUUAGGAUUUUUUUCGCUUUAGGCUUUUCUGGAGAGUGUCAACAUUUCCUGUGACAUUUCUGAUUGACAGUAAUUUCUGUCUUGAAAUACACAGUCAUGAAAAAUCUAUACAAAAUAUAUACAUAGUAGUAAUAAAUAUACUAUUCCCAUAAGGUCAGGCCUCAGAAUACAAUGUUAAGGUAAUUCUGACUUUAUCAUGCCCUUUGUUCCUGAGGAUGGGUUGUAUAGGAAACAGGAAAAGGAAAAAUCUGUUUUAGAAACAUUAUGUUUCCAAAACUGCACUUUAGUCUAACAGGUUCGAGCUAAGUAACUUAAAUAGUGAGUUCCACAAUUCUCCUAAUUACUUGACUUUGCAUGGAAUUGCUUUUAACUUGAGUGGAAAGGAGGACAUUUGAGCAGUGGGUCAGUUAUCCCUUUCAGAUGAGUGAAUUUGAUCAGUUGUGGAGAAACUUACACAUGUGGAGCCAUUUAAAAAUUGUGGGUCUGUGAAUUCGGAAAAAACCAAGAUUCUGCAAGAUUUUCUUUCAAAGUGAGUUUUAUUGUCUCCAGGCAAACAGUGUCAACAGCAAAAGAGAAUACUUAAUAUUGAUUAUUCAUCUAAGUGGGGUGUUAACACCAGAACUUAUCUGUGAGCAUUACUGAGUAAUACUGCAAAUGAAGAUAUUGCUGACAGAACAGUGAAUUUUGUGAGCUGUGCCUAGUUGAGCUGAAUCUGGCUGAAGGAGUUUGCUGUCACUGAUGUGAUAAAAAACUGCUCCUGACCCCCAAAAUAAAUGCUAUUGUCAGGGACUGCAAACUAUUAACAUUUUUAAAACAAAAGCAUCCUUUCAUCCUUUUUUGUGGUAGAAAAUAGCUGAUUUAAGGAUCUCUUGUAGCUAAAAGGAAUCUGUGCUUACUCCUAAGUGAUUCAACAGUUUUCUGAGUGCAUAGUUCACAUAGCCCUUUGCCAUUGUGCAGACUUCAUUUGGAUGUGCUCUUGCAGAACAAUAAAGACAUCCAUGCUGGAGUCACUUAGGUGCCUUACUAGCAGCUAAGAUGAAUUUAUCAUUGAAUUCUCAUUGCAUAUGUCAGAAAUGUGGACAAAAGGAUAGUUCAGGGAAAGAUCCAAGUAAAGAUAAAGAUGCAAUUGUGGUCUUCUCAGAUAAAUCAGUCUGUCUUCUGAAGCUUAUGUUGAUAUGCCUCAAGUGUGCAAACAAUGGCAAAUGCCUCAGAAGACUAUUACUAGUAAACUGUAAAGAUAGAUAAACCUUUAAGCAAUAAGAUUAAACACUGAAUAAAGUUUUCCAGGAAACAAGUACAGUGAUAUAUUGGAAAAGUGUAUGUAGAGUGGCUUUUAACACCAUGAAGUGAUGUAAUACACAGCCUUACAAUAGCCAUCUUUAAUCCUCAUCCAGCAUUCCAAAUGUUCCUCAUUAUUUUCAGUGUUUUUUCAUUGGACACAAUCACAUCUGGAGUCACUGUAGUAGUCUGUUUUAUUUUGUGUACUAGUGGUCAUCUGUUCUCAGAUAAUCUGCAUCUGUAUUCUUGGCCAAAUGAAGCAGCCUUCCCUUUUUUUUCUUCUUGGUUCUUAUUCUAAAAUAUCAAGAUUUCAAGGAGUUCUGGAAAGUUUUUGAUGUAAGGCCUUUUUUCAGUUCAGCAUUUUGCUAUCUCCACUUGAACUCCACAUGCAUCUGAGUGUUCAUUGCAAUUUUCAUUUGGCCAAUAUGCACAUCACUAAGGUUUUCGGUUUGGUUUUUUGGGGUUUUUUUGGGAGCAUUUUUUACAGCUGAAUUUUCUAUAGUAGGCUUCAGUUUCUUGUCAGGCUUCUCCUGGAAAUACUUCUGUAGUAGAGUGUGCCAUUUGAUGAUCCAUUUUGAGUUUUAGCCUGUCACUCGUCAGAUUUGUACCUUGGUUUCCUCUGUCUCUGGCAUACAUAUUUUGUCCUCUUAAUUCCUCAAGGGGACCUCUGCAAACUUGUCAGCACAGAUGCAGGGUGGAUCUCUUCUUGAUAAUGCAACUCAAAACUGAAACCUCAGUAUGGCAGUUUGCAUUUUCCUAAUUCUUUUUUGCUGGAACAAGCCAGAGUUACUUGAAAGUAUUCCAACUUAGCAUCAGUUGAAUAAUUCAGCUGAGUUAGAACAGAUCUGAAGCAUCCUGAGUAGGAAACUGGAGUUGAGUGUUAAGUAUUCCUAGUCUGCAGGAGGCACAUACUUGUAGCAUAGGUAGGUAAAUGCUGUAUUAGGCUUGUCCUUUCGAACAGAGAAGAUGUAAAUUACUGUUUAACACCCUCACUACUUGAAUACCAUCACAGUCCUAUGGAAACAGAGACAGCGACUGAAGGUACUGCUGUAGAAGCAGCUUUAGUCUCCUGUACUGCAAUCACAGUAGAUUUAUGUGACUGCAUAGGAGUUUGUGAUUGGACUCAUUCAGCAGUGUUGUGUGCCAGUUGAAAUUGAAAUAUGUCAGUUUGAUGCUAUUUCGGUGCCAAGAAAAACAACGGAAUUAGAAAAACUAGAAAAGCUAACCAAGGUGCUUGAAUUAUUUAUAUAGGUCUCUUAUUGACAGCUGCAAGAGCUGUAUCUUGUCUGGAGUUUGCCUUUCAAAAAACUUAAUGAGAAAAAAUGUUUCCAAAUCCAGUAUCAUUUAUGGAAAUACAUAUUUGUAUUCAGACCCUCUCUUUUCCUACAGAUGUAGAAGGUGAACUAGUGUUGAGGAACCCAGUAAGCUCAUUCACUUAAUUCUGUUGUUACCUGUGCAAUCUGCACAGAUUGCAGAUGUUUAAUUGGAUAGAACAUAUUUGAAGGAUGAGAAUUUCACUUGAAAGCCAAAGGGGAUCAUAACAAGUAGUAGAGUUGAGGAAAUACCACUGUGCAUCUGUCUGCAGCAGAAGAUUAAAGUCUAAAUUUCACCUGAGUGAAGUGAAAAUUAGAAAAAUCAGUAAGGUGUCUAUCUCCAAUUUACUGUAAAAUCAUAGAAUGUAAGGGUUGUAAGGUUUGUUACAUCUAUCCCCCAGCAUUUAAUAGCAAUUUUGAAAUUAAAUGGAUUGAAAUAUCUCCAUUCGUUUCUUGAAACAAGUAACAAUACACCUAAAAGUUGUUCAGUGUGAGGUAUGCUCAGAUGUUUAGGUAAAAUACUUCCUUUUCCAUUCAUUAAGAGACAUAAACAGUCAUAUCACUACACAGUGAUUUAAAGUGUAAAGACGACCUAAGAGGUUAACAGAAUAAGCUUAAUAGUUGUGGAUUGUUAACUUUUGUAUAACUAUGUUUGACCUUCCCCCCCCCCCCCCCCCCCCCCAAAACUUGUGUCAUCACUUCCUGUGGCCCAAGCUCAUAUGGUACUUUUCAAAAUCUGGGCUGUUGUUACCUACUUUCCAUUUGCUGGAUUACUGUGUAAAUGUAUGUUGGGGUUUGGAGAAAUCCCUUUUUCCUGAAGUGGAUACUGAAAACUACACUGGUGAGAUAGUAAACAAGUUACUUUGUAAAUGUGAAAGUUUGAUUAGAAGGUGGUGUUCUUAACUUGGACUGGGUGAGGAUAUAGCAGAUUUGCACAAGUACUUGUGCCUUGUUAGCAUAGUCUUACAGUUGGUAUAUUAGCUUCUUUUAAAGGGGUGAAAUGGUCUUUUAAAAAUAAUUAAGUACUUAUUGUGUAGAUAUUUUCUAGAGAUGAAGGGUUAUGUAUGUCUAAUUAUUUUUAGCAGUAUUAAUUGCAGUUAGUGUAAACACUAAAUUGUUUGAAGAAGCUGCUUUCAGCUAGUGAUCUGAGCUUCCUCCACAAAACUAAUUGUCAGAAAUUUAAUUUUACUCUUCCAGUAGCAGCCGGUGAACUGAAGAACCUAUCCUGUUCUUUGUGCUGCAAGGGUCAAGUUUUCACUUAAAAAACCAAACCCCAACAACACUACAGUCUAACCUUUAGCAGUGCUACCUCCUUUCUGUCAAAGUGCUGAAUUCUUCUCUAGCUGUUCUUUGUCUUUGGGAAGGGAUGGGGAAUGCAUCAGUUUUCUUUUGCUUCAUCAGUUUUGAUGUCUGAAUACAUUGGGAAGGUUUUUUACUCUAUAAAUUUACUGUGUAAAUUGCAUACAACAGCAGUGUGAUUUGCCACAAAGUACAUUGUAUACCUGUCUUGUAUAAGUUGCUGGAAUUCAUACUGUUGUCUUUUUGUGCAUUUCAUAACUUGUUUGUGUUGACAAAGCUAAACUGUUGUCUGCAGAAGCUUUAGUAUGUGCCAUUUUUAUAGCUAAGCCUGUGGUAAAUACACAAGUUCUCACUCAGGGCUUUUUAACAACUUAAACACGUUCACAAUAUUCUUCAGCACAUCUUGGAGAAUACUAGAGAUUUAAUGACUGCACAGUGCCUUGAUAGAACUAUUGAAUGGGCAGCAGCCAUAGGGUCUUCACAGAAUGCAAGUAUCUUUCGAAUCCAGUUAAUGAGUUGAUGUUAAUAUAAUUGUAAUGUUCCUGCCAUGGAUUUAUAAACUUGUAUAUACUUUCUGUAAAGGAAAAUUGGCAAAUUUAGGUAUUGUUAAGCUUUCUGAAAGCUGUUUAAUUGUUGCACUGGUCAUGAGGGUCUGAAGGGCGUAAUAUUCAAAUUUACAGAAGCAGCUUUUGUGUCAAAGACAGCUGAGAAAAUUUUCUGUAUGUGACAUUUUUAGUGUGAGGGAGAGGUCUUUGUAUAAACAUGUAAAAGUACCUGCUUUACUCUGAUCUAGUAGAUCUUUUGUAAGUGAGAGAGAAACAACCAACAACAAAUCAGUAUGUUUGUAUGCCAUUUCAUAGUUAAAAAACUUUGUCUCAUUUUGAGCUUCUAGGAAAUACUUAAUUUGUCCCAAGUAGUGUCUUUGUGAAUGCAAAUUAUUCAUGUUAGAAAACAGGUUUUACUGAAUCACACGAACAUUUUUGCUUUUGUUAAAACUAACUUUGUAUUUUCAGUAAACCGUAGAUUUUGACAUGACUGUUUAUUGGAGCAAUUUAAGGUUGCCUGUGUGAAUGUGGUGUAUUUCUGUAUGCAGAUAGCAUUAUAUAAUUGCUUACUUUAAAACUGCUUAGGACAGCCUAAGCUUUUCAAGGGAAAUGCUGAUGUACUGUAUAGUUAGUAAACUGACUUUUUCAAGAGCUUUGAUUUAAAAGUAUACUUGGACUGAAUUAAUACUGAUUUUUUGCACACAACAUUGGAAAAAGGGUAGUGGCUCAUUCGUCUUCCUCCUUCUUAGUUGUAAUGAUGUUAGAUGUCAUCGUGAAAUUAGAAAAUUGUAUACCUGAAAAAAUAUUUGCAAACUCCGUUACUUGUUGGCAUGCAAUGUUUAAAAGUGCACCAGACUUUUUUGAGAAAGUUUGCAGUCCCAAGUUCUUAAAAAACCUGGUUCUUUUAUGAUAUGUUCCUGAAGAAUGAGUUUGUGGAAGCAUCAGAAGUGCUAUGUGCCUUUGAAUCUCCAAGGUACUCAAACUUUGUUAAAGCAGCACAGUAGAAGUUCGAAGGGUGGAUUAUGUUUUAACAACAAAAAGGUUGAUUUAAAAUGAUAUCUGUAUUAUGUGCAAGUUUUCCUGUAAAUAUGCAGUUCAUAGUACUGUUCUACUGACCAGAGUUGCUGUUUAAGUGUACGUUAGACUCUGUUUACUUGUAAUUGAAUGGCCUUUACAGAUCUGGCUACAUGAAUGUGAUCAUUUAAACAUCUCCUGCCAGAUACAGUAACUUCCAUAUUCUGAGACAACAGAUGCUGCAUCAUAGUUUGUACUUUUAGGAUUCAAUUUAAUUGAUGCAUUUGUACAAAAAAAAAAAAAAAGUCUAUGUAAUCAAAGGCAACAAAACCAACCAGUCUUAUAUGGCUUAGUGUUUUUGUCUUAGUGUACAGGUGAAAAAAGGAACUGACAGAAUAAAAAAUUUGUUGCUCUC